UCGUGACCGCCGGACCGCUGAUCAGCUGACAGUUUUGUUUACUGUAACAAUUAUUAGGCAUAUCCUAGGCCUAGAAGGUUCAUUCUUCAACUUUUUGUGUUGGCGCAUGUAGUGUUUGCAAAGCAAGUGUUUUGAUACGAAACAUGCAGGUUAUAUAAAUCGUUAUCAAUACAGUUGAACUGCGAAAUAGCGGUAGUAAAUUCUAGGCUAGAUAGAGGCCUAGGCCUCUACAAUUCAACGCUAAGGCAGACACAUCGUUCUUCAAGCCGUUGUCACUGCCAAUAUGUCAGCGAAUAACGUCAUCUUAAGUGAGGCUGAUGAUGUAGAUGAAAAGUCGCCUCUUUUACGGUACCAUCUCUUGGGCAAGAGCAUGAGUGUAGACGCUGGUCGGUCAAAUGAUCGGAAACUAUCAACAUUCUUUGGUGUCUUUUUGCCCUGCGUGCUAUCUAUGUUCAGUGUUAUUUUAUUUCUUCGAAUUGGUUUUUCUGUGGGUCAAGCUGGACUAGUUGGUACCUUGAUCAUUUUUCUCAUUGGUUAUUUCAUCGUCUUCCUUACCGUCUUGUCAAUCUGCGCUAUCUCAACCAAUGGGGCCAUUGAAGGAGGUGGAGCUUACUUCAUGAUUAGCAGAGCCUUGGGACCAGAGUUUGGCGGUAGCAUUGGAGUGCUCUUUUUCGCAGCUAAUGUAUUUUCCUGUGCUUUGUACUGCAUUGGGCUAACAGAAGCUAUCAUUGAUAAUUUUGGUCCAAAUGGCUCUUUGGUGUAUGGUGGCAUGCCAAGUACAAGAUGGUGGAACUUCCUUUAUGCAACCAUAAUUCUCUUUUUCUGCCUCAUAGUCUGUCUAAUAGGUGCCACAAUGUUUGCCCGCACAUCAUUUUUUAUAUUUCUUAUUGUGAUGGUGGCGCUUGGAUCAGUGAUAAUAAGCUUCUUUGUUACCAAUCCAAAAAAUAUACCAUUAACUGAUAGAGGCAACGAUUCCGCAAGAUAUACCGGUUUUUCUUCGGAAACAUUUGAUGAGAAUCUUCAUGCAAAUUAUACCAUAGAUUACACUACAGGCAAGCAGUUAUCUUUUGCAGCCGUGUUUGCAGUUAUCUUCAACGGUUGCACAGGAAUCAUGGCUGGUGCUAACAUGUCAGGUGACUUGAAGCAACCUAGCCGGUCAAUUCCCGUUGGAACCAUAGUGGCCUGCGCCUUCACAUUCCUUACAUACGUGCUGUUGUCCUUCCUUGUGAGUGCCACUUGCUCAAGAGAGCUCCUUCAAAAUUACUUUGGAUUUCUACAGGACAUUAAUGUCAUCCCCCCACUUGAAGCCGCAGGUGCUCUAGUUUUGGCCCUCUCGGCCUCCAUGAAUAAUUUAAUUGGUGCCUCCAGAAUUCUGCAGGCAAUUGCAAAAGAUGACCUCAUUGGUAUCAUCCUGCGACCUGUUCAGCUUGGUGUUUCUGCUAAUGAUAAUCCGUAUGUUGCUGUCCUUGUCUCAUGGAUACUGGUACAGUGUGUCCUGUUAAUGGGUGAGUUGAAUGCCAUUGCACCAAUCGUCUCUGUUCUUUUCAUGCUUGUCUAUGCUUGCACCAAUCUUGCCUGCAUGGCCCUGGACAUUGCUUCAGCUCCUAACUUCAGGCCGACGUUUAAGUAUUUUUCAUGGCACACAGCACUACUGGGCUUCGUAGGUACUGUUAUUAUGAUGUUCUUCAUCAACUAUGUGUGGGCCCUUACAAGCAUUUGUGUCUUUGCUGUUCUUUUUCUCUACAUACAUUUUCGAGUAUCUGGAUCUAGCUGGGGCUACAUCAGCCAAGCUCUCAUUUUCCAUCAGGUAAGGAAAUACCUUCUUCGUCUUGACAUCCGCAAGGAACAUGUGAAAUACUGGCGUCCGCAGAUGCUGCUACUUGUUUCAAACCCUCGUUCGAGUUGUAAAAUGAUACGAUUUGUAAAUGACAUGAAGAAAAGCGGCUUGUACGUAAUUGGGCAUGUCAAACUAGGUAUGAUGGAUGAAUUUCCUGAAGACCCUGUGACCAGAGAGGAAAGACAGUGGCUUGCAUUGAUCGAUUGUCUUCAUGUUAAGGCCUUUGUUGAGUUAACGCUUGCGGAAACCAUCCGUGAAGGGGCCCAACAUUUGAUGAGGAUUGCUGGACUUGGAGGAAUGAAAGUUAACACUAUUGUACUUGGUUUCUAUGAUGAUGAUGUGCAGGAGGAUCAUCUUACUGAUGGCAAAUUUGUUCAAAAACUUCACCUCGCAGAUAGUGAAGAGAACCCUCAGCGUUUCGGCUAUCCAUUGCGCAGAGAAGACGAUGAGAAAUUGUUAUCUGCCAGAGAAUAUGUAAUGAUAAUUAGUGAUGCUAUACGCUUGCGAAAAAGUAUAUGUGUGGUCCGUCAUAUUAACAAUUUUAAUCGAGAUGAGCUUGCUCAUCUUACUGAGAAGAAAACAAUCGAUGUUUGGCCGAUUAACUUUUUUAAACCAGAAACUGCUGGCUAUUUGGAUACCGCAUGUAUUUUCCUUCUUCAACUCUCCUGCGUGCUUCACAUGGUCCCUGUGUGGAAUAAGCACACUGAAUUACGUGUGUUUUUAUGCGUGGACAAUAAAAAUGUUGAAGCUCAAACAAAGAUGGAAAAAAAGUUAAAAUCAUUUUUAGUUGAUUUACGAAUCAAAGCAAAAAUUCACACGAUAAGUUGGGAUCAUGUGGUAAGUUUAAACACAUACUCCGAGACUGAGUCAGAUGAUGGGCUACCUGUGACGCAUGUGACAGACAUCUCAACUGAAUAUCUCAAUGGUAUCAAUGGACUGAUAAAAGCAGAAGCUGAGAAUACAGUUUUGACGUUCUGUUAUUUGCCACUACCCCCAGCCAAUGCUACUCAACAUAUGCAGUACCUCCACCUUUUGAAUAUUCUCACAAAUGGACUUCCACCCACUGUUUUAGUUCAUGGUAUAAGUGAGGUUACAUCAAAGGAUUUGUAAUGACACUGAGAAGACCAGCCAUAGAUUCUUGUGCUAGACAAAAGCUACACAUGCUUUUAAAUGAAAAAAAAAAGAUUACUAUAUGAUAUAUGGUAGAUAAGCCUAUUUGGAUCAUGCCACAAAAAUAUACAGUAUCAAUAUAAUAUUAAAAUGAGCAAUAUAUGUAAUCUGUGUACCCGCUGCUACUGGGGAAUCGGAUUCAACACUAGCCACUAACCACAAGCUCGGUGGUCUAGUUGUUAGACACAAGGCUAGCUAUCUGCAGGCUGUGGGUUCGAUUCCCCUCCCGAAUCACUUGCGAGUUCUUUCGCAAGUAUUUUGGGAACGUACUGAGAAUUCAGUAGGACAACACGUUGGGUAGGGCAAAGUAUCAUUCCUAUGUACAGUAAUUUGAUUUUCUUUUUUGCAAAACAUUCUUUACACAAAUUAUUUUGUUAUUAUAUAUACUGUAUUAAAUAAUUUUAUCAAAAUUUUAUUUUAUAUUAAUAUCUGGCAUGAUAAAUUUUAAAAAUCAUGUAGAAGUUUGAUUAAUCAUUUAAAAGUUUAAUGCAAAUAGUAAAUGAAAUCUUAGCACUUUUUAGAAAUACUCUUUUUUUUUGGGUGUGGGGGGUAGGUGGGGGUGAAGGAGAACUGGGCAAAACCUGAUGCUACACAUUUUGUUAAUAAUAACAAAAACUGGGGGAAAGGAUGUUCCCCCAGUUGUUCUAAAAUGUAUCGUAUUCUUUCACAAUUUUCCCCCUUUCAAUGCCUUAUAAUAUUUAUUUGUGUGACUUUCGCAUCUUAUUGUAUUUUGCUGUAUGCAUACUAAGAAUUUGACUUAAAUCUGACAGUGAACAAUAACGACACUAAUAUUACAUUUUAUUUGUCAAUAUUUUUUAUUCUUUUUCUACACUAGUUAUAAUUUCAAUUGCAAAUUAGCUCCAAUAAUCUUUAGCAAAUAACAGAAGUAAAGUUUUAAAGGAAUAUAGUCAAACCAAUGGUAAGAGGUGUUUAAUUCUUGGCGACAUGCUUACAAUGACAUUGAUUAUGAAAGUUAGUUUUAGUAUCAUUUAGUAGAUUUCAUAAUAGAAUCUGUGAUUUUGUCAAUUUUACAAUUGUGCAUUAUGCUGUAUUUUAAUUAAGUGAUUGUCUUACUCGGCCUAGUUUUAUAUUCAUUGAAGCAGAGGUAAAAUUUGAAAUAAAUUUUUUCUAGAUUUUUGCCUUUGCUUGUGCGACAUUUUUAUGCUGAAUAAAGAUUUAUUAUUAUUAUUACUACUACAA
Anneissia japonica is the source of this 4207-nucleotide messenger RNA. Its product is annotated as solute carrier family 12 member 9-like. Lineage: Eukaryota; Metazoa; Echinodermata; Crinoidea; Comatulida; Comatulidae. The record is from RefSeq and is a predicted model, not a curated record. Bases 284 to 2947 code for a protein of 887 amino acids. The transcript is spliced from 12 exons. Gene Ontology annotation, cellular component: membrane. Gene Ontology annotation, molecular function: potassium:chloride symporter activity. Gene Ontology annotation, biological process: potassium ion import across plasma membrane; chloride transmembrane transport; cell volume homeostasis.